GGUUCAACGUCUUCUGACGUUUAGUUCGUUACGUCUUUCACUAGUGCCUCCACGCACUUUCAGCAAGAUCUUGGUUCAUGGAUGGGCAAUUUUGAUUUACAUAGCUAAGUUUACAUAUAAAUUGAUCAUUUCUCUUCUCUUUUGAUAAUCCCUUGUGCAGCACCACACCAUAUCUUCAUUACCUACAGUUCGAAUGCUUGACAUUUUAAUUCGUUGAUAUAUCAAUCACUUGACUCAAUCACUUUUUAGCUCAUUCUUCUAGUACAUCUUUCAUCUAUCACUAAAAUAUAUGCACUAUGCGAAACACCGGGGCUUCUGAUACCAGUAUGGAGACAGCGAAAUUAUUGGAGAAAGGUCCAAGUGUCUCCAGAGACAGUGGGCAAUCAUCCUCUCAAGCUACCUUAUCCAUUAAUCUAGUUCACGUAUUAGAGCCUCGCUUAUUGACCCAUGAACCAUCUACAAACCCAACCGAGAUCGUACAGCAAACUCCCGAACGGAAAAACAUUUAUGACUUAUCAGUCGACGUCUUAGUUUUCAUGGCCGAUUCUCUCCCACCCGACACCGCAGCUUUAUUAAGUAUUUCCUGCAAAAUCUUAUGGCGCACCCUCGGUCAAAAAUACGUCAAAGCCCUCAAGACACCCUACAGAGUUAUCUAUCCCCCCGUCAGCUGCAUGUACAGGUUUAAUGUAGAAAUCCGACUCUAUCGAAACUAUCGCUACAACUUCCUGCUACUCCUUGCACGGGAUCUUCCAGAUCAUAUUACAUGCUAUCCCUGCAACAAGCUUCACUCGAUGGAAUCUCUAUUCUUUCGGGGGUUGCACGAUACACCGUGUACCUCACAUAUUGAUAACGUUCUACACCUGAUGAAUCAUUCUGUGAGCUUCUAUUCGCUCCAAAUAGCCAUGAAGCGUUUUCGUCAAAGCCGCAUCUCCGAAUCCGUACUCUUGGAGGAGUCAGGAAUUACUUUCCUAAGCGAAACAUCUCAAUUAAUCGAAACUUCUUACCAGACCAUCCAACUCACUCACUCGUCGAACUCAGUCAUCAUCCGCAAUCAAAGAAUCGUCUUCCUCCCCGCCAGACACCAGUAUCCGAUCUCCGAACAUUCAAUCGCCGACGUGCCUAGAGAAAGAUCCUGGUCUCACCCCAUCUGUCCCCAUCGCGAAUGGUUGUGUUCCUACGAACUGCACACGCGCCGGCUCCGCGUCUCCGACAUCCCCUUUACACAUGCCAUUUUCGAAUCGUGCAAGGACUGCAUGACGGACUGCCACGUCGAGAUCCAAGAUCACGGGGAAGAGGGCGACGCUCUCUUAUUUACCAGCUGGACGGAUCUCGGCUCCGGCGAAUCUGCGCGCGAUUUCAAUUGGCAAAAUGCAAUUAUGGAUAUUUAUCGGGAGAGACAUGACGUCUCGCCGUGUGAGUAUGAACAUGGUUCUAUCUGUGAGGCGUAUGAAGGGAUACCGAGAAGCAGAUAUAAACUCAACCACUACAUGACGGAGUAUUAUUGGGCAAUGGUGGAUGGAUGUCGGUUGUCGAGUGGGAGAAAUUCGCAGAGGGAGCAGAAACUUCCGUUGACAAUCUUGACGCCUAGAAAUGAUGGUACACUUGAACGGUUGCUUGAACCGUUACGAUUGUGAAGGAAGAGAAUCUCGAUACAGAGUAUUAAUGUUUAAUAAUAAUAAAUUGCACA
This is a messenger RNA of Botrytis cinerea B05.10, 1687 nucleotides long. RefSeq lists its product as hypothetical. Bases 297 to 1634 code for a protein of 445 amino acids. NCBI's taxonomy places the organism in Eukaryota, Fungi, Ascomycota, Leotiomycetes, Helotiales, Sclerotiniaceae. The record is from RefSeq and is a predicted model, not a curated record. The transcript has a single exon.